Messenger RNA from Hibiscus syriacus, 1019 nucleotides. RefSeq names its product protein SRC2-like. Gene Ontology annotation, biological process: defense response. The transcript has a single exon. The record is from RefSeq and is a predicted model, not a curated record. Bases 171 to 938 code for a protein of 255 amino acids. NCBI's taxonomy places the organism in Eukaryota, Viridiplantae, Streptophyta, Magnoliopsida, Malvales, Malvaceae.
UUCCGUCCGCAUUAUUCUCACCACCGGCAUACCUUUCCCGUCGAAAUGCUCCUUUAACGAAAGGAUUUCCUUUUGUUUUCCGUUCUUGGUCGAAUUUCAAAACAAACAGGAAACAAGAACGGAAAAGGAGGAGGGAAAAAGACAGAGAGAGAGGUAAGGCCUAGGGUGAGAUGGAUAACCAUUACAUUUUGGAGAUAACUUUAAUAUCCGCCCAAGGGCUCAAGAAAACAUCUAAAUUCCGUCGCAUGAAGACGUACGCCCUCGCCUGGAUCGAUUCCGCCGACAAGAUUUCCACAUGCAUCGACCGUGUCGGCGGUGAAAACCCAACUUGGAACGAAAAGUUCCUCUUCAGAGUUUCACGCGAGUUUCUUUACAGCGAAACGUCCGGCAUUUCGAUCGAAAUCUUCGCCGAUGGUAUCUUCCGUGAUACCCUGGUGGGAACCGUCCGGUUGCUCGUCGAUAACCUUCUUUGUAACGGGUCGCCGUAUAUCCCGGUGAGGGUUCCUUCUCUGAACGCGGUUCAGGUCCGUCGACCCUCCGGUCGGUUCCAGGGGGUUCUAAACGUUGGCGCUUCGGUUCGUUUGGGUUCGGAUGUCCCGGCAAUGUACGUCUUCUCGGCCAUCAACUACCGUGAUCUGAUCAAAGAGGACCCCAAAUCAAAGAUCAUGAAGAGAUCAUAUUCUACGCUGGGUAUACCCCAUAAGAAUCCAUACCUUCACUAUAAUGGUCAACCGUACAGCCGUGAUCCGAUAAAGGAGCGGCAUAGGAUGAUUAGGGAAGUGGAAAAAACAAAACAUGCAAGGUCAUCAUCAGAUGGUGCCAUAGCCGGAUGGGGUUCCGGCCCUGGGUUUUCGUCUAAAAAUGCUACUCGUUCCGGUCCUCACGACAAGUUUAGUUACCAGAAACCGGUGAGUGUCCGGUCAAGUCUGGCUCCAUAAGAUUGAGUGAAAAUCUACGAAUUAGUAAUAGAUUUGUGGGUUGUGAUUUUCGGGUUGCAUGUUGCUUUAAACAUUUAAAUU